AUGCAACUUAAGAACAUCCUCGUCUUGGCUCUUGCUUCUGCCGCAAUUGCCAAACCCCAGAACAACAACGACAACAACGACGACAACAACGACGACAACGACAUCUUCGAUUUCGACGACCGAGUAGAGGACCGAAUAGAGUCCCUCUAUGAAGGUGCCACGUCGAGGGGUGGUGACUGGUGGAAAUCCGUCCAGGGUGAUGCAACCGCACUCCUCGGAUCCAUCACUUCCGGUACGCUAAAUGAUUCUAACCGCACCCCUUCCCCCUCCCCAACCCACCCCAAUUUCAAAAGCCCCCCCAACCCCAUUUCUUCUUUUCUUGCUACAGAGAUCAACGCCUUCACCUCCACCGCAUCCCCCGACGCCCGCGCGUCCUCCCUGAUCGACGAGAUCAAGUCCGAGGCCUCGGCCCGCCUCUCCUCCAUCGAGGGCAGACUCAGCAGCGCGACGCCAUCGCUGACUCCCGUUGCCACCUUCACCACGACCAACGCUGCCGGCGAGACCGUUGUCUCCACGAGUUUGAGUGCCGGUGUCGCACCGCUACCCACGGGAGCGAUUGGUGCCAUGCUGUUUGGUGGCGCGGCAGUCUUCGCUGCUAUGUAA
Molecule: messenger RNA, 603 nt
Organism: Drepanopeziza brunnea f. sp. 'multigermtubi' MB_m1
Lineage: Eukaryota; Fungi; Ascomycota; Leotiomycetes; Helotiales; Drepanopezizaceae
Source: RefSeq, a predicted model, not a curated record